Molecule: messenger RNA, 576 nt
Organism: Dichotomopilus funicola
Lineage: Eukaryota; Fungi; Ascomycota; Sordariomycetes; Sordariales; Chaetomiaceae
Product: marvel domain-containing protein
Exons: 2
Coding region: 1-576 (191 amino acids)
Biological process (GO): eisosome assembly; protein localization to plasma membrane
Cellular component (GO): eisosome; plasma membrane
Source: RefSeq, a predicted model, not a curated record
AUGUAUCGACCCGCAGCCUUCGUCCUCCGGGGCCUCCUGUUCCUAACCUCCCUCACCAUCCUCGCCCUCGCUGUCACCCUCAUCAAGGGCCAAGUCCUCGACACUUCCCCCGUCACAACCCGCUACACCACCUUCACCGGCGGUUUCGGCAUGAUCACCUCCGGCCUCGGCCUCCUCCUGCUCUCCCUCCCCUCCCUCGAAACCUCCCUCCCACAGCUGGUACCCAUCGCCCUCGACACGCUCACAUCCCUCUUCUUCGCCGCGGGGGGUAUCGCCUGGGCCGUCGGCCUGCGCGGCGUUGACGGGUGCUCCAACUACCCCAACAUGCUGUUCAACCCGCUGCUGAACCAGGGUAGUGUGGACCUGGGCAAUGGGAAGACUGCGUACGGAGUGAUUGGGGAUGGGGAUGAUGACGGGGCAAUCAUGGGCAAGUUGAAGGGGAACUGCCAGCGGGCGCAGGCAGACGAGGUGCUGCAGUUUAUUUGCUUUGGGUUUGCGCUGUCGUUGGUGAUUGAUGCCGUGCUUGUUAUGAGGAGGGGCGGUCGUGGUGGUGUGGCGGGUGCGUAUGUUGCUUAA